CUUUUUUUAAAUUAUUUUUAUUUUAUUAUUGGUUUUCCUAAUACUUUAUGUUCAGUGAAUGCUGAUAUCGAAGUGAUAGUGUUUAAAAAACGGUUUUCAUAGGUUUUUCCUUUAUCUUGAACCGCCCUUUGUCUGAGCAGAAAGGAGAAAUUUAGUAAAGCCAGAAGCAGCCACAGUUAUUAGUAAACCUCCGACCUCUCUGAAGACUCAGUUUACUCAGUAGUGGCUCUAAAUAAUUACAUUGGCGUUAGCGUGGUCCAACAAAACUACAGCACCAUUUUCAAAUUAGAAAGUUUAAUAUUAGUGUUAUGUGUGUGAUUUUUCUAUAAAAUGGCGAAACCAGUUGGCAAAAAUUCACGGAUUAUAUGGAGCAUGGCUAUGAUCACAACCUUGAUCGAUUUAUAUGAAGGUAAUCCCUGCCUUUAUUUAACCACCUCGUUGGAUUACAGAAACAGAAACAGGCGGAAUAAAACCUUAGUAAAUAUUUGCGAAACUUUAAACAAUAGAUACCUGACCAUUACUAAAUUAACUGUAAAGGAUGUUCAAGGCAAAAUUCAUAGCUUGAGGUCCCAAUACCUGUGUGAACUUGGAAAAAUUAAAAAAAGCCAAGUUUCAGGAGCUUCAAAUGACCAGGUUUAUGUGCCAAAAUGGCAGUACUUUGGGGCACUUAGUUUUAUUGAAGGCCGGGGUGGCAAUAUUUUAUCUGAAGGAGACUCCAACAUGAAGGAAAUGGACCUACAAGAAUUAGCACUAAUUGAAACCCAAGAAAGUAAUAUAGAAACGUCAAUAAAAACAGAAACUGACUUGAAUGAAGUCUUUAAUUCUGAGGUGUCCCAAGUCCCUACUGACUUCAGCGAAGAAAUGAUGUCUCCAUCAGGUACUGACAGUGAAAUUUCAAGGCCUACUUCUCGAUCUUCAAUACAUCUGAAAAGGCGAAGAAUUUCUGAAACAACCACCAAAAUAGGAAACACUAGCCUAGCGGAUAAGCUAUUGGAGAAGGCAGAUAAAGUACUAAGAGAAGCGGAAAUAGUUCCUCCUCGGGUUUCUCCAAAUUUGAGCAGCAAAAGAGCAUUUGCCAAGUUCAUUGAAUUGGAAAUGGACAAAAUAGAGGAUGAAGCAAUAAUGGAUGAAUUUCAAAUGGGUGUAAUGAAAUUGUUGCAUGAUGCAAAAAAAGAGAACAGGCGUAGGAUGAGCAUCAGUGAAAACUGAAUUUAUUAAGACUAUUAAGAAUAAAAUAAUGUGUGUAAGUGAUGCUAUGAUACAUUGUGGAAGAUAAGGGGAUUUAUAAUGAUACAUUUAAUAAUAGAUUAUAUUCAUUUGAUUCAUGUUUUUUGUUUCAAAAUUAAUCAAAAAUGAUUUUAUUAUUCAGGGAUCUAAUAUUUACACACUCGGAUAUACAAGAACCCAUUACCCAAGGUUCCCAUUACCAUAUGUAUAUAUGUAUUUUAAUAUUAGGAUAUGGUGACAUGUGGAGAAGUCAACAAGAAACUUGUAAUAUCUUUGCUUCGUUUAUUAAUUUAUGUUCCAACCAAUAUUUCAUCCAUGACUUGUCAUCUUGAUCUACUGUG
This is a messenger RNA of Ceutorhynchus assimilis (cabbage seed weevil), 1568 nucleotides long. The record is from the annotation of a GenBank genome assembly. Lineage: Eukaryota; Metazoa; Arthropoda; Insecta; Coleoptera; Curculionidae.